This is a messenger RNA of Acanthoscelides obtectus, 213 nucleotides long. Lineage: Eukaryota; Metazoa; Arthropoda; Insecta; Coleoptera; Chrysomelidae. The record is from the annotation of a GenBank genome assembly.
UUGGUUAAUAUCGAGAUUAUCAAUGCUGAUGCUUUUGGAGAUAUUUCGUAAAAAAUGAGCAUAAAAUAUAAAAUAAUACUAUCAGUACCUGUAAUGGUAUACGUGAAAUGUAUUGUGACUAUUGUGGGAGAAGUUCAGGAGACUUUGUCAUCUCAUAAAGUACUACAGAAUUAUCAAGAAGCGGUACAAUGAAGUGAGAGUCUUAUGUUUUAC